Molecule: messenger RNA, 1803 nt
Organism: Pteropus alecto (black flying fox)
Lineage: Eukaryota; Metazoa; Chordata; Mammalia; Chiroptera; Pteropodidae
Gene: RAX2
Product: retina and anterior neural fold homeobox 2
Exons: 2
Coding region: 371-925 (184 amino acids)
Biological process (GO): positive regulation of transcription by RNA polymerase II
Molecular function (GO): DNA-binding transcription factor activity, RNA polymerase II-specific; RNA polymerase II cis-regulatory region sequence-specific DNA binding
Source: RefSeq, a predicted model, not a curated record
GGGGGUGGGAGCGGGGGGUGCAGAGUCCCAGCCUGCCUUCUCGGGGGCCCUAGACACGGAGGAAGACAGAAUGACAGAGGUGUAAGGAGAGGCAGUGAGAGUGAACCCGAGGAAAGGGAAUAGAAGGGGGGACAGAGACAAAGAGACACACGCAGAAAGAGAAUCAGAGAGGGAAGCGGAGAGAGACCGCGACUGAGGUAAUCCGAGGUCGCAGAGAGAGACCGGGGGAGGCAGAAUGAUCGCAGGACCCCAGGGAGGGAAAAGCCCCUCCACGUCCUACCCCUGAGCCAGCAGGUGCUGGGGCUCCCCUGCCUGCCCGGCCAGCCGCAGUCCCUCCUGCUGUCCCGCCAGGUGGCGGCGAGGAGGAGCCAUGUUCCUGAGCCCUGGUGAGGGGCCGGUGGCUGAGGGCGUGGGGCCAGCCCCCUGCGAGGAGGCCCCCAAGAAGAAGCACCGGAGGAACCGCACCACCUUCUCCACGUACCAGCUGCAUCAGCUGGAGCGGGCGUUCGAGGCCUCCCACUACCCAGACAUCUACAGUCGCGAGGAGCUGGCGGCCAAGGUGCACCUGCCGGAGGUGCGCGUGCAGGUGUGGUUCCAGAACCGCCGGGCCAAGUGGCGGCGUCAGGAGCGUCUGGAGUCGGGCUCAGGGGCCAUGUCAGCCCCGAGGCUCCCUGAGGCCCCAGCACUGCCGUUCGCCCGCCCACCGGCCAUGCCACUGCCCCUGGAGCCCUGGCUGGGCCCCGGUCCCCCCGCUGUGCCAGCCCUCCCUCGCCUUCUGGGCCCGGGCCCGGGGCUGCAGGCAUCCUUCCGGCCCCAGGCCUUUGGCCCGGCCUUCGCCGAUGGCUUCGCCCUGGAGGAGGCGUCUCUGCGGCUGCUGGCCAAGGAGCACGCGCAGGCUCUGGACAGGGCCUGGCCACCAGCUUGAGCCUGGUACUCACCCAGCCCUCUCUCUGCGGCCUGUCCUGACCUAGGCCGAGGUCACAGAGCAGCCCAACCAGCAGGCCAGGCCAUCACUGAGAAGUGAGACUUGAGACCCCUGCGCAUGCCCACCCUCCCUGUCCCUGGACACCCAUACUGGGUCCCCACCUGAACCUGCCCUGCCCUGUAGGCAGACUAGCACCCAGCCACGGGAAGGAGGUUCCCAGGCCAGGAGCCAGGGCCCUGGGGGCCUCUGCAGAGUCUCUGCCCCUCUUGGGGCCUCAGUGACCCAUCUGUCAAACGGGGGUGGGGAGGUUCGGAGGUUUGGAGGCUCCGGGCCGUAAGGCGGUAAUUAGGAGCCACCAGGCCCUUAGGUCUGCGAGCCGAUGAGCCUAAAUCCCGCUUAAUCUUUGCCCAGCAGAGCACCCGGCUCUCAGCGCCUCCCUCUCCACUGGUUACCUGGUACCAGCAGCUCCUGCCCAGCUGCUCCCGGCCCGAGCCCAUCGUGAGGCGGGCACACAGGCCUCCGCCCCAUUCUACAGGGAGGUAACUGAGGCCCAGAGUUGGGGAACCAGUUUCCUGAGGUCACACAGCCAGUAGGGGGUAGAGCUGUUUUUCAAACUCAUUUCCCCAAAUCCGCUGCCACAUGAGGGGUAAAGAGACGGUAGGAACCAGGUAGUGACUCAGGCCAGGGCCCAUGAGGGACACUGUCCUUGCUCAUUCCACGUUUCAAAGUGUGGCUUAUGUCCCCACUGACCACAGAUCCCAUCACUUCCCCCAGCCCAGCCAGGGCGGGACGGGGCCCUGGCGAACAUGUACUCUGUCCAGUGCAAUUCAUCCAUCCAACCAAUGAGUGAUGGGGACACAACAGUAAACAAAACAGAC